CCUAACGUCUAAAACCAACCCCAAGAAGCAAGUUCUCUCUCUCUCUCUCUCUCUCUCUCGGUGGCAGAGCAGCGAGCAGAGCGGAAUGGGGGGUGCAAUGAGAAAGAAUUUGAAGUGCGAGCAGCGAGAGGGCGCAGCAGAGCUAAAGCAGGAAAUUCAGCGCCUGCAAGCAGAGGUAGAGCGGCUGAGGAACGAGAGGGAGGAGGACCAAAGCGCACGAAGGAAGGAGCUGGCGGCGAAGCAGGCGGAGUGGAGUCGGGAGAAGAAGCGGCUGGAGGAGGAGGUGAGUGCCCUGGCCAGCAGCCGCGGGCGACGCUGCUGGGGAGGAGAGGAGGGAGUGCAGAUGCUGGAGAUGAAGGAGAGCGAGUGGUCCCACAUACUGGCGGAGCAGAUGAAGGAGCAGAAGCAGCGGGAGGAGGCCGUCGAGAAAUGGAAGCGCCUCUACCUCGCCAUCAAGAACGAGCUCGACCAACUCAUUCAGGCCACCGCCCUCCUCUCCAACCCUUAUCAACAAGGAGAAGAAAAUUUCUGCAUAGAGUGGUUGAGGGGAGAGCUGAAGGCAAAGGAGGAGGCCAACGCGGAAUUGAAAGCGAAGGUUGCGGAGGUGGAGAAGGAGAGCGCAAGACGAGAAAGAGAGAUGGACAUUCUGAGGCAGAGCCUCCGCAUCAUGACCACCAGAUGCAGCAGCAAUCGGCAGUUCAUGUAGCACCGACCUUCUCAGGAGCCUGGGAUCGUCACUGGUUCAUCAUCCAUUGCCAAGACAAUGGACAGCGAGGAUUCACCUACUCUCUCAUCGUCACCAAAUGAACAAGAGAAUUACAGGGUACAGUUUACACUGUCAGACAUGGAAAACUGUUACCCGAUAGGUACAUAUCAUUUAAAACGUGUCUAUAGAUUUAUAUCAUAAUGUAUGGUACCAACUCCUCCUUCCACAACCA
Nymphaea colorata (pocket water lily) is the source of this 938-nucleotide messenger RNA. RefSeq lists its product as uncharacterized. The record is from RefSeq and is a predicted model, not a curated record. The coding region runs from base 86 to 706 and encodes 206 amino acids. The transcript has 2 exons. NCBI's taxonomy places the organism in Eukaryota, Viridiplantae, Streptophyta, Magnoliopsida, Nymphaeales, Nymphaeaceae.